GAAAAUGCCAAGCUAAAUCGCACCCAGGGAGAAUGGGAGGUGCAGAGGGGACCACGGGGCUCGGGGGAAACCAGGACCACAGGAAGAGGUGUGUGGAGGGUCAGAUCCCAGAUCCGGACUGACGACGGAGGGACCCACGGGGGAGAGGGAAGAAAGGACAGAAGGAGUGAGGAGGGACAUGAAAGUGGCAAGGUACGAAGACGAGGCAGAGACGGAGCAGGGCGGGCAAGGCUGUGUCCCUGUCUGUUUGUGAUUAGCACACAGCCCUGCGAAGAACGAAGAACGGAGUAAACAGAAACUUCCAGGCGUCCCCACACCCCCCUCUGAGGAGAAGCAGAAAUCAGAUGCUCUGUGAUUAAUCGUAGAGAGUUCAGGACACGACCACAAGCGCUGUGCGGACUUGAAAUUAGCUGCCUUUUCCCGUCCCCUUGCCAAGAUGGGAGUGGGGGGUGGGACGUGAGGGGGUGGGGGCCCCGCCUGCGGGGGGCCGCAUGGAAUUCUCCCUGGCAAAGCUCAGUGACACUGACGGGCAAUCGGCCGCGUCCAGAGCAGCAGGCAGCAUCCGGGGAGCGCGGGCCGGCCGGGGGGGCCCCAGGCGGCUUCCUGUAACCCCGGCUCCACGGCCGCCUACACCCGGACACAGGCCAGAUAAGAGGCCGACUGCGCUAUCAGAGCCCGGCAGUGCAAUGUCCCCUGGCCCUCAGCACCGCAAAGAAGACCAGGGGACAGUGGCUUCCUUGUGAGCAGCCUCCGAGUGGCUAGUCUGGAAGGACUUCCUCAGCCCGACCCCUGCGGCCGAUGCAGAUGCAGCGGGUGAGGGUCGCAGCUCACCUCAGCGACAGAGAAAGCCAGGCGGCCUGGAGGAGGAGGCGUGCCCCAGCCUGAACGCCUGUACCUGCUGGAUGGUGACGGCCAUGUCGGUGAGGCUGCGGUUCCUGUCCUCCGGGGACGCGGGGGCUGUGGGGGUCGUGGGCCGGAGCGCCUCCUUCGCGGGCUUCAGCAGCGCCCAGAGCCGGAGGAUCGCAAAGUCCAUCCACGGGAACUCCGUGAAGUCUCGGAUGCCUGCAAAAUCCUCCAAGAUGUACGGCACGCUCCGGAAGGGGUCUGUCUGCCCCGACCCCAAGCCGCAACAAGUGAAGAAGAUCUUUGAAGCCCUCAAGAGAGGCCUCAAGGAGUAUCUCUGCGUCCAGCAGGCGGAGCUGGAUUACCUGUCAGGUCGCCACAAGGACACCCGCAGGAAUUCGAGGCUGGCUUUCUAUUAUGACCUGGACAAGCAAACUCGCUCUGUGGAAAGGCAUAUCCGGAAGAUGGAGUUUCACAUCAGCAAGGUGGAUGAGCUCUACGAGGGCUACUGUAUCCAGUGCCGUCUGCGGGAUGGAGCCUCCAACAUGCAGAGGGCCUUCUCCAGGUGCCCGCCCAGCCGCGCCUCCCGAGAGAGCCUGCAGGAGCUGGGCCGCAGCCUGCAGGAGUGCAUCGAGGACAUGUGGCUCAUCGAGGCGGCCUUGGAGGUUCACCUGGGAGAGUUUCACAUCAGGAUGAAAGGCUUGGUGGGCUACGCACGCCUCUGUCCCGGAGACCAGUAUGAGGUACUCAUGCGUCUGGGCCGCCAGCGCUGGAAGCUGAAGGGCCGGAUCGAGUCAGACGACAGCCAGACCUGGGAGGAGGAGGAGAAGGCCUUCAUCCCCACCCUGCACGAGAACUUCGAGAUCAAGGUGACAGAGCUGAGGGGCCUGAGUUCACUGGCAGUGGGCACGGUGACGUGCGACAUCACGGACUUCUUCACCACCAGGCCGCAGGUGAUCGUGGUGGACAUCACAGAGCUGGGGACCAUCAAGCUCCAGCUGGAGGUGCUAUGGAACCCGUUUGAUACUGAGAGCUUCCUGAUGUCACCCAGUCCCACAGGCAAGUUCUCCAUGGGCAGCAGGAAGGGCUCCUUGUACAACUGGACACCCCCAAGCACCCCCAGCUUCCGAGAGAGGUAUUACCUGUCUGCCCUGCAGCAGCCAGCGCAGCAGGCUUUGCUGCUGGGUGGGCCAAGGGCCACCCCCAUCCUCAGCUACCUAUCUGACAAUGACCUUCGAGGCCCGGGCCUGCGGAGCCAGAGUCAGGAGCUGCCUGAGAUGGACUCCUUCAGCUCCGAGGACCCCCGAGACACAGAGACCAGCACCUCAGCCUCCACCUCGGAUGUGGGGUUCCUGCCCUUGGCCAUUGGCCCCAACACCUCCAUUGAAGAGGAGGCCCAGGAGGACGCCCAGCCCCUGGGUCUGCUGCCAGAGAUAGCCCAUCUGGCGGGAGCCGCCUUCGUGGAGCAGCCUGGCUGGAGGAAUUUGGGAAUAGAGGACCCCGACCUGCCAGGAGGCUCCCCAGUGCACAACCAUACAGCCCCAGGCAGCCAGAAGGACCAUGACGAAGGAGAACCCGAGGACAGAGUGGAUGGGCCAGAGGUGACCCUUGAGAGGCCCCUGCAAGAGGUCCUGGAUUUACUGCGCUCCGUGGACCCCCAGCCACAGCUGCGGGAGCUGGAGUACCAGCUUCUCAGCUUCAGGGACCGGCUGAAGCCCCGCCGAGCCCCCCAGGAGCACGCCUCCGCCGAGAGCCUGAUGGAUUGCAUCCUGGAGAGCUUCGCCUUCCUCAACGCCGACCUCGCCCCGCAGGAGCUGUCCCUGUUCGGGGGCUGCCCGGGACCCCGAAAGGACAGGAUCCCGUUGCCCCCAAGGAAAGCGUCAUCUAGGGGGCUCACGGCCGGCACCCUGGAGCUGGACAGGUUGCUCACGGUCCACCUCCAAGUCUGCAAAGUUCUGUUGCAGAAACUGGCCUCUCCUAACUUGUCGAGGGUGGUCCAGGAGAGCCUUCUGGAAGAAGCUGCGCAGCAAAAGCAGGUUCUGGAGAUGCUUUCUGUGCUCGAUUUUGAGAAGGUCGGCAAGGCAACAUCCAUCGAAGAAAUCGUUCCGCAGGCCGCUCGGAGGAAGGGGUGCCUGAAGCUGUGGGAAGGGUGCACAGAGCCCGGCAGGGUCCUGUCCUGUGCCGGCACCACGCUGCUGAACCAGCUCAAGAAAACGUUCCUGCACAGAGUCCGAGGGAAGUACCCGGGACAGCUAGAAAUAGCAUGCAGGAGGCUCCUGGAGCAGGUGGUCAGCUGUGGGGGGCUGCUCCCCAGAGCCGGGCCUCCCGAAGAAGAGACGGUCACCUGGUUCCAGUUCCACAGCUACCUGCAGCGGCACAGUGUCUCUGACCUGGAGAAGCAUUUUGGCCGGCUCACCAAGGAAGUGACCCUCGUCGAGGAGCUGCAGUGCGCAGGGCAGGGCAAGGCGGUCAGGAAGCUGCAGGGGAAGCGGCUGGGCCAGCUCCAGCCCCUGCCCCAGACACUGAGGGCCUGGGCGCUGCUCCAGCUGGACGGGCCCCCCCGAGUGUGCAGGGCAGCCAGUGCCCGCCUGGCCAGAGCAGCCAGGAACAAGAGCUUUCGGGAAAAGGCUUUGCUCUUCUACACCAACGCUCUGACGGAGAACGAUGCCAAACUCCAGCAGGCCGCGUGUGUGGCGCUCAAACACCUUAGGGGCAUCGAAAGCAUCGAUCAGAUUGCCAGCUUGUGCCAGUCUGACCUGGAGGCCGUGAGAACAGCAGCCCGGGAGGCCACACUGUCAUUCGGUGAGAAAGGACGCCUGGCUUUUGAGAGGAUGGACAAACUCUACUUGGAACAAACAGAAGAGGCCUUCUGCCAGGAGGCGGAUGUUGAAAUCACGAUAUUUUAAGCCUUGGCUGAUGAACUCCAACGUUGGCUUCCUUGUCUUCGUUCCCACCCAGCCCUGACAGGAACAGAGUUUGGGGUGGGGGGUGCGCUGUGUGCUCCCCACUAGGUGUGAGCUGGCCUGCGCUCCUCCCUCCGUCUCAGACCAGUCACGACUUCUAGGGGCACAAAUAAGGCCUUCCGUACUGGAGCAGACGAGGCUGGCCGGUACUUUGAAGGUUGUACGACUAACCACAUGAUCAGCUUUUUGGUCCUGACAAUGUGUCUGACCUUCCCCAGCGAGCUGCAUGGCAAAAGGGCCAAGGCCAGGCAGGAUGAGGCCUGGAGGGAAAGGUUCCAAGAGGAAUGCACGACACUUGGGGUUCUCCCCGCAGGUUCUGGUUCAGUGAGGACUGGGAAUGAACUGGCAAGCAGGCGGACUGCUCUUGCUGAGGAGGACACGGCGGGUCCCAUCAGCAGCAGCGGGCUGUCCCCUCUGCAGGCUGGGGACAGUGGGAAGAGGGAGCUGGGGUUUCACAAUUCAUGCUCUUAAGCCGAGCUGCAGCCCGAAGGUUUCGCUGUGGAGCCUGCUGACCACAGACCUUAUUCUCCCGUGUUCAACGGCACAAAGAAGAAAAUGCCACCGGCCGAGCAACCCUGAGUGUCGUGGCAGGAAGUGUUCACCUUGCCCUCUCCCAUCAUCAGGGAACAGAACUCUUGAAGCAAGUCAACGUGACGCCUUUUAUAGGGUUAGACAGUUAAUAAACUGUUUUGGAAGCCAUAAACUGGUUUGAAAAAAGAUUUCACUGAAGAACAUGUUUAAGGAAAAUUAGUUUCCUAUUUAAAUCUAUUAAAAAAACCUCAAAGAUGCCCUGAGCUGCUUUUGUGCUGAGCCGCAGAGACAGCCUGUGGGAUGAAUGCGACUCCCGACAGUGGCGCUGGGGACUCUGAGUGAAGGCUUCUCAUGUAAACUUCCUGUAUAUGUUCUGUGCUUUUAGACUGAAUUUAGUAUUUAUUUGCCUUGUCCUUAGGUUCGAUUUUCUGAAAUUUCGAUUAAAACGAUUUGUCUGGGUGUUUCCCUUUACCUGGAAAAAGCAGAGCAUAGUGGUUGUUUCCCCAAACCUCCCAUGGAGGGACAAAGCGGCCCCCACAAGCCCGUCCCGAAGGUGCUCUCUGUGCCGUCGGUAUUCCGCGUGUUCGCGAAGCCUCCCCGAGAGCCCGCUCCUACACAGACACCAAGCAGCACGGCCCCUCCUCGUCUUGCCCUUGGCCUCAUCUGAUUUCUGUGCCAGUUAUGAUUUCAGCCAUUUUUCUCCCCCCCACACUGGCAUUCCACCACUUCCUGAAAGCUUAGAUGCCAUUUUGUAUCUGAAACAAAGACUGAAGUGACAGUGGGUGUGACACCACCUUCCCAUGGCCACAGUCCUCUGCGGCGUUCCAAGGUCACAUGACCACAGUCUGUGGAUCCUGCCAGGAGGCCCAAGCGGCCAAUCACACAGCCCUGGAGGGUAUAAGGGAACUCUGUACUAUUUCUGCAACACUCUAUAAAUCUGAAAUUAUUUCAGAACAAGGAGUCAACCACUCACUUUAGAGAAGAUGAACGGCGUACAAGGAAGGACUAGGUGAAUGUUCUAUCCUGUCACUUCUCCAGCAAGCACAGCUCGACAGAUACUGAGGAGGACGCGUUCUGAGCAGUCCUCCAAGCAGUCUGGGUGGUUUGCUAAGGUAGCCCGAGGCCCUGGGCAUUCAGAAGGUGGCUUCUGUUGUCGUCCAAGAAGCUGGGUUGACGCCGGAAGUGUCACAUAAACUCACCAGGAAGGGAAUGGUUCCCCAGCUCAAAGGUGAGCACAACCCCAGG
This is a messenger RNA of Mustela lutreola (European mink), 5582 nucleotides long. It is a transcript of the gene RIPOR3, whose product is annotated as RIPOR family member 3. Lineage: Eukaryota; Metazoa; Chordata; Mammalia; Carnivora; Mustelidae. Bases 903 to 3749 code for a protein of 948 amino acids. The record is from RefSeq and is a predicted model, not a curated record. The transcript is spliced from 22 exons.